Ruditapes philippinarum (Manila clam) is the source of this 3894-nucleotide messenger RNA. RefSeq lists its product as uncharacterized. The coding region runs from base 146 to 1582 and encodes 478 amino acids. The transcript has 9 exons. NCBI's taxonomy places the organism in Eukaryota, Metazoa, Mollusca, Bivalvia, Venerida, Veneridae. The record is from RefSeq and is a predicted model, not a curated record.
AAAAAGAAUAACAUUAUACUUCCGGUUUAAGAAGUAAUCAAGCCGAGAUGAAAUAAAACUAAAUCAGAGAUUAAACUUUAUAUCAAAGUGUUUAAUUUAAAGUUAAGAACAUUCAUAUAUGUCACACGGACUUUUGAGAUAAAAAAUGGAGGGUGUCACAGGACAGCAACAAGCUCAUAAAAAUAUGCAUGCAGGCAUUGACUUUGAACAUUUGCAAGGUCAAAGUCAAGGUCAAUCUUAUGCACGGAUAAACCCACCAAAAGACGUUGCUAGAGAAGCAGAAGAAAUCAUGGAUUUCCUUAAAACCAUUAGAGUUCAACACAGAGGAUUGCGCGAUAGUGCCGAGUCAUUUAGUCAACAUGAAGCUGCUCAGAUUUUGUCGUCAUGCAACGAUAAGUUGUUGGCUUUCUGUUUGGCAAACAAGAGGAAAUUUAUGCCUGAAGCAGGACAGAGGACGUUGAAAUUAGAGAAAGAGAGAGAAGAAGAUCAGAAACUUAUACAGCAUUUAGAAGCCAAAGUAGCAAAACUAGACAGGGAAUUAAAAGAGGCGCUGAAAACAAAGGAAAGUGCUUUGAAUAGGCUCAGUGAAGUCCAGUCUCGUCUGCUGAAACAAGGAAAUCCGGAAAUAGCUGACCUGAGUGAUGAGAACCGACCAACAAAUCUAGGUCAGAGGUUCAAGCAGUUAUACGAGGACGAGUGGACCGAUGCAUUUGAAUUUUUGACAGAAAAAAUGGCAACAGACUUUCGUGUUGAUGAUCGCAAAGCCAUUAGUAUUCUAUAUGAAAUGUUAAAGCGUUGCAAGGAACUUUGUGCAAAAGAACAAGCAGCGCAACAUUUAGAACUGGCAAAACUUGUGACAGACCAAUGCUUCUUUAAGAAGGGAGUCGUUGCUGGUGAACUUAACCCUAAACCUCAGUCUGCACCACCAAGACAGGGCGGGAACGACGAAAAGUUGAAAAUAAUGGUACAGUCUGUACAUAGGCAGGGCGCUGAGCCGCUAAAACCUCAAUUUUCGAAAACAUUGCCGAGUAGGCCUGGGAGCAAUGACGGUCAGCUCAAAGGUGCCAGCCAAGGCGGUAAAGCUGUAAAUAAAAACGCUCAACCAGGAACUAAAAGGUCAAGCCCAAGCCAGAUGUCAGAUGUAUAUGAUGCUGGUCAAAUGCCUGAGAUGUCACGGACAUCUACAGUUGCUGAUGUUCAUAAAAUACCAGAACAAUACAAUACACUGUUCAAGGACUUUUUCAAAGGUAUUGCAGACGAAACACUCAAGUAUUUACCCAUGACGGAGCUGGUAGUUGAAAUAAACACGGACGGCCUCUUUCAACAUGAUAUUCUACAAAAUCCUGAGAUAAGAACAUAUCUACAGAAGUGUUUCAACAUAUGUUGGCUCAUGUUGGCGCAACACCCACCAAUGCUGAUGGACUUUGAAACCAGGUCUGGGCAUACUUUGGAUAUAAACGUGUUUGAGCCCUACAGCUCAAGGGGACCGAUAAUUUCUCAGGUUGUCUGGCCCCCGGUGUACUUACACAAAGGUGGGCCGCUUGUUUGCAAAGGAUAUGCUGAAGGUUCGAAGAAGCAAUGACAUGUUUCAAAGAGAUUCAAAAAAUAAAAAUAACGUUGUACAUAGAAAAAGGUUGUUAUAUUUGUGUAAGUUACAUUAAACAUGGUUUGAACUUUAUUGCCAUAUACUGUGAAGAUUAACUACUGGGUAUGUCUCAUCGACAGUAAUAUGAACAUCCUAUUAACGCUUUGACACGUUCAACAAAUUUUCGCAAAGUUGAAAGUGAUAAUUAAAAUCAGCAUACGUUUUAUCUAAAUCGGCUGAAGGGCGAAGUAUAUAUACCCUUAUCGUAUAUAGUGUACAAGUAAACACAAUGUGAUCUGAGUUUUAGUCAGAUUGAUAACUAACAUUAUUUGUAAUGAAUUAAAUUAAAUGUAACCUUGUAAUGAAUUAUAUGUAAAUUUGUAAUGAAUUAAAUAUAAACAGUAAUUCUAAUCAUGAUCUUUUAUAGAAAGUCACUGCUCUGCUUUGUUUUUUGUCCUUUGUUGUUUUUGAUGGUUUCAUUUUGUUUUGGUCGUCAGAGCAAACAAAUAAUGGUGGUGAAAUUUCAGACCCUGAUAUGCUUAUUUGCAAAAUCCGCAAUUGGUCCGUAAAGAUUUAAGAAAUAACAUCGGCCUGAGAGGUUUUUAUCGGCUAUUUAACACCGGUUUAGAGUUUUGAUGCGCAGGAAUUGACCACGAAGGCCGUAGGCCUGAGUUGUUAAUUUUGUCGCAUCAAAACGACAAAACCGGUGUUAAAUAGCCGAUAUACACCUCUCCUGUCGAUGUUAUUUCGAUUCUAACACGGUAAAGUAAGGAAAAUCACUAAUGUUAUUUUUCAAGCGGAAAUACCUGCCGGUGCCGAUUUUCAUAUAAUGCUGUUCGAUUUUCUCACCCUACUGUUGCGAAGAUAUAGAAAUUAUUAAACAAAAGAAAUAAUAAGAAAAAAAAACGUUAUUGUAUCAAGUUUUCAACAAUAAAAACUUACGUCGUAUUGUGUUUACAUCAGUGCCCUAUUUAUCAUUCUUGUAUGUAUGAAAUAACGUCUGCUUGUUUAUGAAUGAGUUGUUUACGUACGAUGAUGACGUCAUUACGCUGCUUACGGAUUGGCGCCGUUUUGUCAAAAUAUUUAUUAACUGAUAUGGAUCUAAUAUGUGGCUAUUGUAUGUGAGAUAUUAUUUCGGUAUUGUAUGAAAAGAAAACACUAUACGAACUGAAAAUAUAAAAAAAAAUGCUUUUUAUUGUUGCUUUAAAAUGCUUUGUAAACUAUACAAUAUAGGGUGAAAACAUAACAACGCAUAUACAAGUAGUCCCUAACCGGUGUUUAUUGGCAGUUUAACACCAGUUUUUUUCCUUCUUUGUCUAUAGUGGCAAAAUCACGUGAGUGUUAGAAUGUCAAAUAACAGGCGCUUUAAUUUCCAACCGUCUCAUGAAAGAAAAAAUAGUUCCCGAUUGGUCGAAGAUUUCUAAUAUUUUGUAAUUUUUUAACAUUUCCGCAAAUUACCGGUAAUAUAUUCAAAUAAUUUUGUUACGCGGAUGAAUAUCAUUUUACUCGGCUAUUUCCUUAAAUGUUCGGAUUAUUGUGAUCGCCUAAAUGAACAUUUGUUAUUUAGACUUUCUGAAAAAUAAAGUAUGGAUGUUGACUCUAGGACAGAGAAAAAUUUAGGCAGUCGACGAUCGAUAAUCGAUUUCUACCAUAAGUACAACGGUCUUAAAAGUAAAGCGCCCGAUAAAUUAGUCAAAGCAAACAAAGCGCUAUUUUAGCCUCACUUCAGCGUAUUAUACACAAAGUGUAGUGAAACAUUAUAUAACGUUACAUGUGGGUAGAUUUUUGCUUAAUUAUUUCACAGAUAUACAUGCUUAUAUUAUGUUCCAUGAUUAUUUACGUCAGUGUCAAACAACAGGUUUACCGUGAACAAAAUAUCUCGAAAUUAAUAACAAACACUAAUUUAGAAUAAUGUGGUUUGCCUCAUGCUGUUAUCUUAUAACUUCCCCGUGGUCCAUGGGUUACACGCUCGUUUAGAAAGCGAGGUCUGGGGUUCAAAUCCCAGUUAAGGCAACUCGUGUAUUCUUUUAAUUGUUUCAGCCAAAUAAACAUUGAAUUUCAAGAAUAUCAGUGUUGUAAUUAGCCUUUCAGCCAAUUUACUACAGUGAUAACACUGGAAACAGCAUUGUUGUCACUAUACAAAAACAAAUUGGUUUAUAAUCUCAUAACCUUCACCUUUCUGACAUUCUAAGACCCAAACAAAUUCAGCGCCUUAUGUGCUUUGAUUUUUAGUGUUUGUUUUUUUUCUUAUCUUGAUCUCUGUACUAAAGUUUAUUUGUUUUAAGUUUCAUAUAAACUUAAUAUCGUUA